This is a messenger RNA of Arctia plantaginis, 1041 nucleotides long. The record is from the annotation of a GenBank genome assembly. Lineage: Eukaryota; Metazoa; Arthropoda; Insecta; Lepidoptera; Erebidae.
AUGGCUGAGCGCCUCAGCCCUCGAAGCUCCGAGGUGAAUGCCUUGGAACAACGAGGCUAUCUCAUCGGCAAGAAAAUCGGACAAGGAUCAUAUGCAACCGUCCAUCUAGCUGAGUACUGCGAUGCGUCCAGCCCGAAGCGGAUGCACCUCGCGUGCAAAAUAUUCGAUAAGGAAAAAGCACCUCGGGAUUUUUUAGAAAAGUUUUUUCCACGUGAGCUUGAUAUACUAACUAAGAUCGAAAACCCCCACAUCAUUCAAGUGCACAGUAUUUUACAACGUGGACCGAGAGUGUUUAUCUUUAUGCGUUAUGCCGACAACGGGGAUUUGCUGGAUUUUAUAAAACGAAAUGGAGUUGUGCCAGAAAAUCAGGCAAAACUGUGGUUUAGACAAAUGGCCAGUGGCUUACAAUAUCUACACAGCAAGAAUAUAGCUCACCGUGAUCUGAAGUGCGAAAACAUACUCUUAUCACGAAGAUUCAACGUGAAAUUAGCAGAUUUGGGUUUUGCUAGGUUUUGUACUGAUGGCGAAAACCGACGUGUACUCAGCCAAACUUAUUGUGGAUCCGCGGCUUAUGCUGCACCAGAGGUGGUGAGCGGCACACCUUACAAUCCUAAACUAGCCGAUGUAUGGUCUCUCGGUAUCAUACUUUUUAUAAUGCUGAACGCUUCUAUGCCAUUUGAUGACACUAACCUACGCAAACUGCUCAAGGACCAAAUGUCACGCAAUUGGGUGUUCAGGUCCAGGAUUCGCGAUACAGUAUCAGCGGCGGCCAAGUCAAUUGUAAGGCAUAUUCUGGAACCGGACAUAACAUUGCGAUUAACUCUGGAUCGAGUUCUGUCCCAUGAGUGGACGAGACCACGCAAGGAUAAAAGCGCAAGUCUUAUGGGGCGCUUAGUGCAAUCGGCGCCAUCAGCUCCUCAUUCGCCCGGGAAGCGCGAGCACGACGAAGCUGGCACAUCGGCAGGCGCGCGCGUGUCGGGUGAUCACCGCGAGACGGAGCGCGAACGACACGACGACAUAAAUAUGCGUUCACACGACUGA